This is a messenger RNA of Diospyros lotus (date-plum), 1498 nucleotides long. Its product is annotated as deSI-like protein At4g17486. The transcript has 4 exons. The record is from RefSeq and is a predicted model, not a curated record. Gene Ontology annotation, biological process: protein deubiquitination. Gene Ontology annotation, molecular function: deubiquitinase activity. Lineage: Eukaryota; Viridiplantae; Streptophyta; Magnoliopsida; Ericales; Ebenaceae. Bases 308 to 1060 code for a protein of 250 amino acids.
UGAGAGAGCGAGCAUCAAGCGAUUCUCUUUCAGCUUUGGAUUGGAUCUCUUGAUUUGUAAUUUAUCUUCUUUUGGUGCCUUUGACUGUGCUUUAAAGUGACAGCCGUUUCAGUAGUCACAGCUUUGCUAUUCGCCAGACCAAUGUGUGGGUUUCAGGCAUAUAUACUCCACUCUCUGCUCUCCAAUCAGCAGUGAGAAAGAUGAUGAGAUCUCCUUCUUGCAGUUUGGCGGAGAGAUUCAUUUCUUGAUGGGUCUCUUCUCGGAUGAGGUUGGAGUAGGUAUGUACUGAUUCCCAGUCUCACCCUUAAUGAUGAAACCUCUAUCAAAAAAGAGAUGGUGCUCAAUAGUGCCCCGUCCUUUGCAAAGCAAAUCAGCCACCCAUUGUUGCAUUUUCCCAAAAGUGAAAUCAAUAGACUCUGAUCAUGGUGGUGCACCUGUAUAUCUCAAUGUCUAUGACUUGACACCUGCCAAUGGUUAUUUCUAUUGGGCAGGCCUUGGUGUAUUCCACACUGGUAUAGAAGUCCAUGGGGUAGAAUAUGCUUUUGGAGCCCAUGAUUAUCCAACAAGUGGCGUCUUUGAGGUUGAACCUCGGCAAUGCCCUGGCUUCAAGUUUAGGAAGUCAAUAUUCAUGGGAACAACAUACUUGGACCCUGUACAGGUUAGAGAUUUCAUGGAGCAUCAGUCCUUAAAUUACAGUGGUGAUACAUAUCAUUUGGUUGUGAAGAACUGCAACCAUUUCUGUGAGGAUAUAUGUUACAAGCUGACUGGUAAAAGGAUCCCAAAGUGGGUAAACCGACUAGCAAGAAUAGGUUCACUCUGCAACUGCAUACUCCCUGGGGCUCUCAAAACUACUUCUGUCAGCAACGACCCGAAUUUCCAAGGGUAUGACAGUGAAAAGAAGAGACUGAGAAGCUCAUUCAGUUGCUUUUCAUCGAUUUCGAUGCACCAGAGGGAGAAGGAGGUAUCAAUAUCCUCAUUGUUUCUACACUCCCAUUAUAAAGGCUGCCUACCACCAUGGGAGUUGAAAAAAUCAAGAAACGGCUCCUUCAAGGAAGGUUGAGAGAACUAUAAUCUAAAUUUUGUUCAAGUAUCACAGGUCAGACUGUAAUAUAGCCCUCAUGACCGAGGUGAUCUCGCCUUUGUCCAUCAGCAUCUAGGAAUUUAAAAUCUGCAGAAAUUUGUCGUGUCGCACAACAGCAGAGAAGCUUGUUUUAUGUUCCCCCUCUUUUUGCUACCCCUUAGUUGCAGAAUGAAGCUUUGUUGUUCCCUGUAGGAUUGAAUGAUGGUGUGCAGAAUCAUAGGCAGAAGAAGAAUUCAGAUAGGUUGCUGUAUUGUACUUGAAACAAACGCAGAUGAACUGUUUAUUCAUUUGCUACUUCAAUUGCUUUUGGGAAAAUAGAUUUUGGCUUCAUGCCAGCAGAUUUAUCUUUGAAUCUCUCAAGUUCAUGGAUUGUUUGUGGCUUGUACUGGUAAAAGUUGCUCCAUGACUUUCAAUUCA